Messenger RNA from Lentinula edodes (shiitake mushroom), 1181 nucleotides. Its product is annotated as Metallo-dependent phosphatase-like protein. Bases 103 to 1095 code for a protein of 330 amino acids. The record is from RefSeq and is a predicted model, not a curated record. The transcript is spliced from 7 exons. Gene Ontology annotation, cellular component: nucleus; cytoplasm. Lineage: Eukaryota; Fungi; Basidiomycota; Agaricomycetes; Agaricales; Omphalotaceae. Gene Ontology annotation, molecular function: protein serine/threonine phosphatase activity.
UUUUUCCUUAUCAGAAGUUUUACGACCACCCUUAAAAAGCGCCUGAAAGGACCUGUUGGGAAGGAUUUUGACUGUUAGAGAGCACUUUUUACGGACGAAGCCAUGGCGGAUUCAGCGACGGAAAUCGAUCUUGACUCGGUCAUCGACCGACUUUUGGAAGUACGAGGUAAUCGACCUGGGAAACCUGUUCAACUACAGGAAUACGAAAUCAAAUACCUUUGCACAAAGGCGAGAGAAAUAUUCAUAAACCAGCCCAUCCUUCUGGAGCUUGAAGCGCCCAUCAAAAUUUGUGACAUACAUGGUCAAUAUUAUGACCUUUUGCGUCUCUUUGAAUACGGCGGUUUCCCUCCUGAAGCAAACUAUCUUUUCCUUGGCGACUAUGUGGACCGAGGCAAACAAUCUCUCGAGACGAUCUGUCUUUUACUCGCCUAUAAGAUUAAAUACCCCGAAAACUUUUUCAUUCUGAGAGGGAACCACGAAUGCGCGAGUAUCAACAGGAUAUAUGGCUUUUACGAUGAAUGCAAACGUCGAUACAAUAUCAAGUUAUGGAAAACGUUCACCGACUGCUUCAACUGUCUUCCAAUUGCUGCUAUCAUCGAUGAGAAGAUUUUCACAAUGCACGGAGGAUUGAGCCCCGACUUGCAGUCGAUGGAACAGAUACGGAGAGUUAUGCGGCCUACAGACGUUCCGGAUACUGGUCUCCUCUGCGAUCUGUUAUGGUCAGACCCUGAUAAAGAUAUCACAGGAUGGUCGGAGAACGACCGAGGAGUGUCUUUCACAUUUGGACCAGAUGUUGUUUCACGUUUCCUCCAGAAGCAUGACAUGGAUUUAAUUUGCCGGGCACAUCAGGUCGUCGAAGACGGAUAUGAGUUUUUCGCUAAGCGGCAUCUGGUGACGCUCUUCUCGGCGCCAAAUUAUUGCGGCGAGUUUGACAACGCAGGUGCGAUGAUGAGUGUCGACGAAACAUUGCUGUGUUCGUUCCAGAUUCUCAAGCCAGCAGAAAAGAAAGCAAAAUAUCCAUAUGGCGGAAUGAAUAUGGGCCGACCAGUAACACCGCCGCGCAAGCAGAAAAAGAAGGACAACAAGAUGGGUUAGGUUAACUCAAUGGAGUUACACCGCGAUUCAGCAACGCCAUCCACUAUCAAUGUCGUUGUGCUAGGAUCGCCUGGCGCUGUUACCAA